AUGCCUAUCGAUUAUAGCAAGUGGGACAAACUUGAACUUAGUGAUGACGACGACUUUGAAUGUCACCCAAAUGUUGACAAAGCCUCUUUUAUAAGAUGGAAACAAGCUGAUAUUCAUCAAAAACGCGAAGAAAGACGUCAAAAAAUUCAGGCUCUUAAGCAAAAAAUCGCGCAGAAUGAGGUUUUAUUUUCUCGAAUUGAUGAUAUGAUAAAACAGAUUGAAAAGGAUGGCGUAGAUGCAUUCUUGAAAUCAAUAAACGAAUUACGCGAAGCAAACAGUAAACUGGAAAACGAAACUAAAAAUGAUGAAUCGACAAAUCAGGAAGAAGAUAACCCACCCAAAUAUCCAAGUUUUGAUCAAAUGAUGGCCAUGCUAUUCGAUAAAAUUCAGAGUGAAAUCAAUAAUGAAAGUCCCGAAGAAGUUGGUGAAGAAUUGGUGAGGAAGUUGAAAGAACAUUGUAAUAAAUUGAGUAAAGAUCAAAAAGAAGCUAAAAAAGAAUUGGAAAAGGAAGAAAGGGAAGCUAAAAAGAAGAUUACUAUGGAUGACAUUCAUACAGGCAUUAAUAGUAGUUUUGCAGCUAUUAAAAAUUAUGAUGACAGUUACAAAUUUAUAACUAACCACCCUGAAGUGGUAGAUCAAGACAUAUCAGAUCAAAUUUUGGGUGAGGCAUUCCGUGCGCAAUUAAAAGGAAAGGACAAGUAUGCCAAACAAUGUGUACAUCAGGGCUGGUUGUUACAAUACUGUCAGAAAUUAGGAAAGGAUGGUGUUACACUGUUUUUCAAAAGAAUAACGUCACCGGAUCCACAAGCACGUGAAGUUUUUUUAAAGGAUGUUAAUGAGACUUAUGAACGUAUUCGUGAACGUUGUAAGGUAAUGAAUGCUGAGAAGACGCAAAGGCCUCAAAAAGCUCAGGUGGAACAAAUUCAAAUAGAAGUUACCGAUCCAAAUACUUCUCUCAAUGUUCGUAUUCCGGAUGGAAACUCGGAGGAUGAGGAUGAAAAAACUAGAUAUCAAACCUUCCUGAAAUUGCCUGAGAAUUUCCAAGAAGCCUUAAAAACCGGCGAAUUAACAAAGAUUAAUAAGGUCUUAGGCGCAAUGACAGUAGAAGAAGCGGAACGUGUUUUAGACAUAUGUGGAAAAGCAGAUGUUUUGUCACUUGAAGGCGGUAUUAUUGAUGCCACUCAAGGUCAGACUAUCCCCGGGCAAGUUAUCGAUAAAGAUGAAUAA
Racocetra persica is the source of this 1227-nucleotide messenger RNA. The record is from the annotation of a GenBank genome assembly. Lineage: Eukaryota; Fungi; Glomeromycota; Glomeromycetes; Diversisporales; Gigasporaceae.